Molecule: messenger RNA, 865 nt
Organism: Neopsephotus bourkii (Bourke's parrot)
Lineage: Eukaryota; Metazoa; Chordata; Aves; Psittaciformes; Psittacidae
Gene: EEF1AKMT2
Product: EEF1A lysine methyltransferase 2
Exons: 6
Coding region: 95-784 (229 amino acids)
Biological process (GO): peptidyl-lysine dimethylation; peptidyl-lysine monomethylation
Cellular component (GO): cytoplasm
Molecular function (GO): protein-lysine N-methyltransferase activity
Source: RefSeq, a predicted model, not a curated record
GAGCAUCAGUCCUCCAGGCGCCAGAGCGGCGCCCGCCGGCCCUCUCACCGCUGCUCUCUAUGGUGUGGACGUAGUUCCGGGUGUGGGGCCGGUAAUGGCGGUGCCGGCGGUCGGGGAGGAGCCGUUCAGCCCCUCGGUGCUGGGCACCAGAGAGCACUGGGAUGCUGCCUAUGACAGAGAGCUGCAGACAUUUCAAGACAUCGGAGAUGCUGGGGAAGUUUGGUUUGGAGAGGAAAGCAUGACUCGCAUCAUCAGAUGGCUGGAAAAGCAAAAGGUCCCCCUUGACAGCCCUGUGCUUGACAUUGGAACUGGGAACGGUGUUUUACUGAUUGAAUUGGCAAAGAAUGGCUUCAUGAACCUCACAGGGAUUGAUUACUCUCCUUCUGCAAUACAGCUGUCAGAAAAAAUAAGAGAGAAGGAAGGGAUGUCCAGCAUUAAAUUAAAGGUAGAAGACUUCCUGGCUCCAUCAGCUGAGCUGUCAGGAUUUGAGAUCUGUAUUGACAAGGGGACUUUUGAUGCCAUAAGCCUCAAUCCUGAUAACGCGGAGGCAAAGAGGAAGCAGUACGUGAGAUCCCUCUGCAGUGUGUUGAAACCAGAGGGCUUCUUCCUCAUCACAUCUUGCAACUGGACCAAGGAGGAGCUGUUGACCGAGUUCAGAGAAGGAUUUGAGGUUCUGGAGGAGCUGCCAACACCCAAGUUUUGCUUUGGAGGAAGAAUUGGGAACAGUGUAACAGCAUUGGUUUUCCAAAGGAAAAAAGGGAGGCCAUCCAUCUUGGACAAAUGAGAUGAGAAAAGCCUGAACUUUAAACUGACAGAAAACCUCAGACGUGUAUGUAAAUAAAUGCUCUUUGAGUACACAGUAAAA